AUGGUGACGUUCCUCCGGCCGCUCCCUCACGCCCAUGGACCGACCGCCGUCAACGUUCGCCUCCGGAGAAGCCACCGCCUCCAUUCGCCGUCGUCGUUGCUCCCCUGCCGCUGCGGCUGCCUCACGCCCAUGGCGGAGGACCCCCCGCACCCCCACCAGCCAACAAAGGGGGACGACACUGUCCCGAUCUCACAACAGCAACCAGAGCAGCAGCUGCCGCCAGCGCCACCUUCGCCGCCGCCCGACGUCCAGGAACCAAGUACGAGCAGUAGCAGCUGCGGCGACACCAGUUCCUGGCUGCAGCUCGGUACCGGACAGUCGGGUUCGUCGUCUUUGCGCGGGAAACGGACAAGAAACGACUAUGAAGCUGGACCCUCGUCGUCCAUACAACCAGACGCUUCGCCGCCGCUGUCAGAGCUAGGGCUGUCUCUGUUCCCAGCUGGUUAUUCGUCGCCGUCGGUGGCGGCGGGUUCAGUGGUGGCGGCGGCGCCUCCUCCAGCGCACGAGGCCGGCACAUGGUUCGUGCUCCAGGCGGCGCAUAACCAGAGAAGGGAGCCGCCAUUGCCGCAGGUGCACAGGAGCUACUUGAGGGUUAGUAGAGACGGGCGGAUGACAGUUAGAGUAGUGAUGGGGUACCUGGUUAGCAAGCUGGGUCUUGAGGACGAUUCACAGUUAGAGAUUACUUGUCGAGGUCACAACCUUCUCCCGGUGAUGACACUGCGGCACGUGCGAGACACUAUUUGGCGGCCCCCACCAGCAGAGGAUGCAGAAAUUUUGCGAGUCCCUGGCUCGCCCAGCACGAACCAGGUCAUGACAUUGCAUUAUGGCAGGAGAUAA
Messenger RNA from Triticum turgidum subsp. durum (durum wheat), 837 nucleotides. The record is from the annotation of a GenBank genome assembly. Lineage: Eukaryota; Viridiplantae; Streptophyta; Magnoliopsida; Poales; Poaceae.